UGUAGCUGGGCCUUCGACAAUGCAUCACAUUUCAGCUAUUAACAAUUCUCCACAGACUUCCCCAUAUGUUUCUUCGCGGACGCCGACACCCACAAAUAUUUCUCCACAGAUACUCAAUUCUAUCAAUGUUCUUUCACAAACCUCAACAUCUACAAAUCAUUUUCCAUCAACUGAAAGCAAACUAUCCACACAAAGACAUGGUUCAAAACGAAAACAAUCAUCACAAGAUGAUGCCUAUCAAACAGCUUUAAUAGAAGCUCUGAAAGAGCCAUCAACGCAAGAGAUUGAUCCACUGGACGGAUUUCUUGUCCGCUUGGGAGAAGGCAUGCGGAAACUACCAUACCGAGACAGAGCACGAUUAGAAAUACAAUUUUUGACAUCACUUUUUGAAAUGGAAAAUAGUUGCUUCAAUCGAGAUUUUGACAAAUCAACGUAA
Trachymyrmex cornetzi is the source of this 436-nucleotide messenger RNA. RefSeq lists its product as uncharacterized. NCBI's taxonomy places the organism in Eukaryota, Metazoa, Arthropoda, Insecta, Hymenoptera, Formicidae. The record is from RefSeq and is a predicted model, not a curated record. The transcript is spliced from 2 exons. Bases 20 to 436 code for a protein of 138 amino acids.